Mytilinidion resinicola is the source of this 654-nucleotide messenger RNA. RefSeq lists its product as uncharacterized. The record is from RefSeq and is a predicted model, not a curated record. Bases 1 to 654 code for a protein of 217 amino acids. The transcript is spliced from 2 exons. Lineage: Eukaryota; Fungi; Ascomycota; Dothideomycetes; Mytilinidiales; Mytilinidiaceae.
AUGGUGAUGCUCCUCUUCGCCAGGGUCUCGAUAUGGGCCGGCAAGCAAGUGGUGGUAAGCGACUCCAAGCGACAGAUCUGCGCGGCAAUCGUCCCGUCCUGGGCUGGAUGGGGGCAGGAUGACGCCGCCGAGGUCACCACCGUCACCUGGCUGACCCUGCUGGCAGAAUCACGGCGGAUGGGUUUGGUGAGGCGACUGGCGACCCCAGCCAUCGCCGUGCGUCGCGGUGAGGUGUCUGGCAGCAAUACAGCACCACCCAUCCGCAAUGAAGCGGAUCUAGCAGCGGCUGUUGAGGGAAUCAUUGCGCCGGACACACCGGCUCUGCGCGUUUCAGCUUUUGGCAGAAAAAGGCGUGGCGAUUGGCCGGAUGGGGACGCUGUGCCGUUGGCUGAAGAUGAUGGGGAUACAGGUUUGGUGUUGUGGAGGUUGUGGAGAGCUUGGCUGACGGAUGACAGCUGCAAGAUGGGGGACAGGGGCUGGCGCAACGCUGGGGUACGAGCACGUGACCUAACACUGCCACCACCGUCAACCUUCGACCAGGAAAAGGGAUACGGGAGAUUUCUUGGAACUGGCAGAAAAGAACAACAUCAGUGGCCAGAUCACGAUGUCUCAUCUCCCCAUCAAACACUAGCCGGUCCAGCUGACGGCACGUGA